Cherax quadricarinatus is the source of this 2320-nucleotide messenger RNA. RefSeq names its product hemocyanin B chain. Gene Ontology annotation, molecular function: oxidoreductase activity. The record is from RefSeq and is a predicted model, not a curated record. Lineage: Eukaryota; Metazoa; Arthropoda; Malacostraca; Decapoda; Parastacidae.
GAUGUUAAGUGGCUGGGUGUCAGUGGGUAUAUAAGGCAGCUGCUGCCUCAGUGUCACCAUCACAGCCACCAUGAAGCUCUUGAUCCUGUGUUCACUAAUAGCAGCGGCCGCUGCCUGGCCCAGCUUCAGUGACGAUCACUUCCUCAGUGAUGACCCAGGUGUGACUUUGGCCAAGAAACAACAGGAUGUCAAUCACUUGCUGGAUGAUAUUUAUGACCACCUUCACUUUAGUGACUUGAAAGAUUUUUCUGACACCUUUGACCCGGAAGCUGACUCUUCACAGUACACCGAUGAUGGUGCGGCAGCUCAUGCGCUGAUACAGGAAAUUAAAGACCACAGAGUAUUAGAGCAACAUCACUGGUUCUCACUUUUCAACACCCGUCAACGUGAAGAAGCUCUCCUGCUCUUUGAUGUUCUCAUGCACUGCAAGACCUGGUCUUGCUUCGUUCACAACGCUGCUUACUUCCGUGAGCGCCUCAACGAGGGAGAGUUCGCGUACGCGCUUUAUGUGGCUGUCAUCCACUCAGACUUGGGACAGGGAAUUGUUCUUCCUCCACUCUAUGAAGUUACUCCUCACCUGUUCACCAACAGUGAAGUUAUCAAUAAGGCCUACACUGCCAAGAUGACUCAAACUCCAGGCAAAUUCGAGAUGAAGUUCACUGGAACAAAAAAGAACAAAGAACAACGAGUAGCGUACUUUGGUGAGGACAUUGGCCUAAACAUUCACCACGUUACUUGGCAUAUGGACUUCCCCUUCUGGUGGAAGGACUCUUACGGCUAUCAUCUGGACCGCAAGGGAGAACUCUUCUUCUGGGCUCACCACCAACUCACUGCCCGCUUUGAUGCUGAGCGUCUCUCCAACCAUCUGGAUGUUGUUGACGAACUUCAUUGGGACGAUGUUAUCCAUGAAGGAUUUGCUCCACAUACUAACUACAAAUAUGGUGGAGAGUUCCCAGCUCGCCCUGACGAUGUACACUUUGAAGAUGUUGAUGGUGUGGCUAACGUGCGUGAUAUGGUCAUCUUAGAAAGUCGAAUUCGCGAUGCCAUCGCUCAUGGCUACAUAGUCGACAGGAGUGGUAACAAGAUCGAUAUUAAAAAUGAUCAUGGCAUCGACACUCUGGGAGAAAUCAUUGAAUCUUCUGCAUACAGCGCCAACCCACAGUAUUAUGGCUCACUGCACAACACGGCUCACAUAAUGCUUGGUCGCCAAGGUGAUCCUCACGGCAAGUUCAACUUUCCUCCUGGUGUCAUGGAACAUUUCGAGACUGCCACUCGAGACCCAAGCUUCUUCAGACUUCAUAAAUAUAUAGAUAACAUUUUCAAAGAACACAAGGACACUCUUCCACCUUACACUCAAGAAGAACUCGAGUUCUCCGGUGUUUCCGUUGAUAACAUUGCCAUUGAUGGAGAACUGAAGACCUACUUCGACAAUUUCGAGUUCAGUCUCAUCAAUGCUGUAGAUAAAUCUGACAAAGUGAAAGAUGUUGAGAUCCAUGCUAUAGUACCUCGUCUAAACCACCAAGAAUUUUCUUACAAUAUUGACAUCACUAACAACAAUGGUAACAAAGUCCUUGGUACCAUCCGCAUCUUCCUGUGCCCUCGUUAUGACAACAACGGAGUCCUCUUCUCCUUCGAGGAAGGUCGAUGGCACUGCAUUGAAAUGGACAAGUUUUAUAAAUCAUUGGCUCCUGGAUCUAACCACAUUGUUCGCAAGUCCGUUGACUCUUCAGUGACUGUUCCUGACAGGCCAAGUUUUGACUCACUAAAGAGGAAAGCUGACCAGGCCGUAGAAAGCCAUAGUAAACUUGACCUCCACGAAUUUGAGCGAUCUUGUGGUAUCCCCAACAGACUGCUCCUACCUAAGGGAACAACCUCAGGAAUGGAGUUUUCCUUGUUUGUGGGAGUGUCUGACGGUGACGAAGAUAAGACCGUAGAUAAUCCUGAAGACUUGGCCGCCACCCACAGUCAGUGUGGUAUCCAUGGAGAGAAGUACCCAGACAAGCGGCCAAUGGGUUACCCAGUUGACCGUCAUAUCCCAGAUCCUCGCGUCGUCUUGCAGGCUCCCAAUAUACAUAAAGUUCAUGUCAAGAUCUUCCACGAUGAGCAUCACUGAACUUCAGAGCAAACCUAAAUUACUGUCAAAUUUACAAACUACUUUAUAUUUGCCUUUAUCGUUUUUGAACAACAAUACACUAGCAAAAUAGGGAAUUUUCUCCGAUAUAAGAUGCAGUUUCAUUAAACCUGAGGAUUUUAUGUUUUUAUUAACAAUGUCAGUUUGAAAUAAAAGACAACAGUUUCUGGAUGGCUCCAGAACAUCUUU